This is a messenger RNA of Zychaea mexicana, 441 nucleotides long. RefSeq lists its product as uncharacterized. Lineage: Eukaryota; Fungi; Mucoromycota; Mucoromycetes; Mucorales; Lichtheimiaceae. The record is from RefSeq and is a predicted model, not a curated record. The transcript has a single exon. Bases 1 to 441 code for a protein of 146 amino acids.
AUGGAGCAUCGUCUUAUCAAUGUAGAGACGAAUCAAGCAAUCAUUCUAGAGAAGCUCGACCAACUGCUAACGGCGCAAUCCCUAGUCGAGGUGCCAGUUGUCGAUGAAGCAGAACUUGCUGAGACGGUUGCCCUCAUUCCCCACCCAGUGGCUCUAAAUACCAAGGGGAAGAUGGUGAAGAAAGCUAACAAGGAUGAUGUCAAGCACCUUCUCCUUCAAGGCUACCACCAGUUUGAAGGUGGUGCUUUGAUCAAAGCCAAGACGGACAUCAAGCACAUCCGGGAGCGUGUUGUGGUCGUAUUAGAGAAGAGAUUGCGGGAUCGUGCUGACAACAGCGCGACCUGCUACUUUGCUAAGCUGCAAAGCAAGGAUAGCAACUGGGCUAUCAGCCUUUUCACGAACCUGGCAAAGAAGCAGGGAAUUGAUUUUGCUGUCUGCUAG